Cicer arietinum (chickpea) is the source of this 1943-nucleotide messenger RNA. RefSeq lists its product as uncharacterized. The record is from RefSeq and is a predicted model, not a curated record. Gene Ontology annotation, molecular function: 5'-3' RNA exonuclease activity; 5'-3' DNA exonuclease activity. Lineage: Eukaryota; Viridiplantae; Streptophyta; Magnoliopsida; Fabales; Fabaceae.
UCCGAUCAAAUGUGACAUAUAGCUAAGGGUACACCUGUCACAGCAUAGGGUUGAAGGGUGAAGAGGACAACCUUUGAAACUCAAUAUUGCCCUUCAAUAUAAGGGCAGCCCUUUAUCAAUUCUCUGUAUCUACGCUCUCUCUCUCUCUCUCUCUCUCUCUCUCUCUCUCUCUCUAUCUUUCACUUCUUCAUCUGUUAUAUAGGUUACGACCCCUCCACUCUAAAACCAACUCACCCUAAAAUUGUCCUAAGUAUUUACCAAAUUUAAUCUUUUUUCUUCUGCACUUCUUUGGGCAAAAAGCUCAAUCCAGUUAUGGGAGAUGGUUGCGCGAUUCAGAGCACUAGCAAUUCCAAUAAGGGGAAAGAUAAAAAGAAAAAGAAGAAGAAUAAGAACAGAGGUGGAAGCAAGAAGAAGAUGACCCACGAACAAGUUUUGGCUUUUAAGUUUGUUACUGAAUGGGUUUUUUUGGAUCAUCCUUCUUCUGCUCUGCCUUUGGCUUCUCCAUCUCUUGUGGAUGAUUUUGGUGUGCAGAAGACUGUGGCAAAAAAUGGAGACAAAGUUCUGUUUGAAUUGCACUCACACUCCAAAUGUAGUGAUGGGUUUUUGUCUCCUUCCAAGGUUGUUGAGAGAGCUCACAUGAAUGGAGUGAAAGUUCUUGCUCUGACAGAUCACGACACUAUGGCCGGCAUCCCUGAGGCGGUAGAAUCUGCUCGUAAAUACGGAAUCAAGAUAAUCCCAGGUGUUGAAAUUAGUACAAUAUUUUCUCCAAGAGGAGACACUGAAGCAGAGGAACCUGUUCACAUUUUAGCAUAUUACAGCAGUAUUGGACCAUCAAGGUUUGAGGAGUUCGACAAGUUUUUAUCAAACAUAAGGGAUGGACGUUAUCUUCGAGCAAAGAACAUGGUCUUAAAACUAAACAAGCUAAAAGUAGCUCUUAAGUGGGAACAUGUUUGCAGGAUUGCAGGCAGCGGUGUUGCUCCCGGACGGCUCCAUGUAGCCCGUGCUAUGGUUGAAGCAGGUUGUGUUGAAAAUCUCAAACAAGCCUUUGCACGAUAUCUUUUCGAUGGUGGACCUGCUUACUCCAAGGGAAGUGAACCUAUGGUGGAGGAAGCGAUACAAAUGAUUUGUGAUACUGGAGGUGUUGCUGUUUUGGCUCAUCCAUGGGCGUUAAAAAAUCCUAUUCCCAUUGUUAGAAGGUUAAAAGAAGCUGGCCUUCAUGGGAUGGAGGUCUACAAAAGUGAUGGAAGGCUGGCAGCAUAUAGUGACCUGGCCGACGCCUACGGACUUUUGAAAAUUGGAGGGUCCGACUAUCAUGGAAGAGGAGGACACCAUGAAUCUGAACUAGGAAGUGUGAACCUUCCAGUGCUAGUGUUGCAUGACUUUCUUAAGGUAGCUAGACCUAUAUGGUGCAAUGCUAUCAGAGAAAUAUUGGAGUGUUAUGCUGACGAACCUUCUGAUACCAACCUAGCAACAAUUACAAGGUUUGGGAGAACCCGGGUUUUUAAGGGAGGUUCACCCUUGAAUUGUGGACAGGAUUUGAUUGAUCAUUGUUUACCUCUUUGGUUAACUAGCCAGGAGAUGGAUAGUGCUGAGUUUGAGGCUACCAAGUUGAAGCUUUCCAAUGUUUCUUCUACUAGUCAGGGAGGAAUUCAGGUUCUCAUAGAGGCUUAGAUGUUGUGUAUUCUAUUCUAUCAUAUAAUUUUGUUAGUUAUUCCCAGUAUUCUUGUCUGCCAAUCUUAUUGUUAAAUUUGUUGGUCAAGGUCAAUUGCCUAUCCAUUUUUUUAUAAAUUUUUCUAUGGUCAUUGAGCUAACAUUCUGGUAUUAUUGUUGUAUCUUAUAAAAUUAAUGGUUGGUUUUCUACACAUUUGUCAGAAAAAUAUUGUAUGGAUGAACUAUCACGGUAUUAGAGUUUUAAACAUUUUCAAGUACUGUGAUUUAUAUUA